Orycteropus afer afer is the source of this 842-nucleotide messenger RNA. RefSeq names its product Bcl2 modifying factor (gene BMF). The record is from RefSeq and is a predicted model, not a curated record. Gene Ontology annotation, biological process: apoptotic process; positive regulation of apoptotic process; negative regulation of autophagy. Lineage: Eukaryota; Metazoa; Chordata; Mammalia; Tubulidentata; Orycteropodidae. Gene Ontology annotation, cellular component: myosin complex.
AUGCCCAGAGCGGGCGUAUUUUGGAAACAAUACCGCGAGGUGCCUAGUGGCCUCCUCCCGCGCCGGUCCACGGCCACUGCAGCCGCCGCCCCUUCCCGCGCCUCACGCCUCCCUCCGCUGCCCGCUGGGCUUUCUCCCUCCUUCCCAAUCGAAUCUGGGCGCCGUCCCCGAUUGCUCGUCACGCUGGACCCUGGCGCGGAGCCCUGGCAUCACGACUCAGAGGCCGAGACACUCUCCUGGAGUCACCCAGGAGAGAUGGAACCACCUCAGUGUGUGGAGGAGCUGGAGGAUGAUGUGUUCCAACCAGAGGAUGGGGAGUCUGGGACGCAGCCCCGGAGCUUGCUCUCUGCUGACCUGUUUGCCCAGAGCCAGCUGGACUGCCCCCUCAGCCGGCUUCAGCUCUUCCCUCUCACCCACUGCUGUGGCCCUGGGCUUCGACCCUCCAGCCAGGAAGAUAAAGCCACUCAGACCCUCAGCCCAGCCUCCCCAAGCCAGGGUGUAAUGCUGCCUUGUGGGGUGACCGAGGAACCCCAGCGACUCUUUUAUGGCAAUGCUGGCUACCGGCUCCCUCUCCCUGCCAGUUUCCCUGCAGGUUUGCCACUUGGGGAGCAGCCCCCUGAAGGGCAGUGGCAACAUCGAGCAGAGGUACAGAUUGCCCGAAAGCUUCAAUGCAUUGCAGACCAGUUCCACCGGCUUCACGUGCAGCGGCAUCAGCAGAACCGAAAUCGUGCAUGGUGGCAGGUCUUCCUCUUCCUACACAACCUCGCUUUGAAUGGAGAAGAAAACAGGAACGGGGCAGGUCCUAGGUGAGACUGGGCUGCCCUCUUCACAUGGGGCACCAG